ACUUUUUUAAAAAGACGUCAUAGGUUAUGUCGUAAGGUUGCAUCAGCCUCCACACAUCGAUACCACAAGCCAUCGAUUUGAUCGUUUUACAGACGUUAAUCACAGUUGGACAACGGGAGUGUUCAUUGAUCGUUUUUGGUGCUAACAAGAGACAGAUAGCAAAACAAUAUGGGUGUUCCCGCAGGAGAUGCUGAAAAAGGUAAAAAAAUCUUCGUACAGAAGUGUGCUCAAUGUCACACAAUAGAAGCUGGUGGUAAACACAAAGUAGGACCUAAUCUUCAUGGAAUCUACGGCAGGAAGACUGGUCAAGCUCAAAACUACCAAUACACAGAGGCUAAUAUUUCUAAAGGUAUCACGUGGAACAAGGAUACCUUAUUCGAGUAUCUCGAAAACCCGAAAAAAUACAUUCCGGGAACUAAGAUGGUAUUUGCUGGAUUGAAGAAACCUCAAGAGCGUGCAGACUUGAUUGCUUACAUCGAGAAGGCUUCUAAGUAAAAGAGUGAGGAAAAAAUUCGGACAAGCUUAACUUGAUGAAGAUACAAUACUUCAAAUAGCCCAAAUGUCAUCACACGAAAAGUAAUUGUGUUUUCAGUGUUCAGCUGUUUCGUAAACUGCCUCUCUCUAUAUCAUUCUCUUGAAUCAUCACAGCCCACACGCACUCCUUGAUUUCACUUGGGAAAUAAAUUGUCAAUCGAUUUCAAGGAUUCACGUGUGAGUGUCUAGUAAAAAAUUGUUAAUAAUAAUUAAUAAUAAGUAGAUAAUGAUCAAUAUAAAUGUAUUAAUGCUCGUGUUGAUAAGGUUCAAGAAACUGAAAGCAUGUAGUAUUUCAAGAAAUUCAUUAACCAAACAAAACCAUCAAGAUCCUGGUGAUUUGAUGGAUCACUUUCAUCGUAUUUAUUUUCUUCAAUUGAAUAGCAUGUAAAUCAUUUUCUUUGUUCAAAUUCAAUAACUAAAUAUAAAUUUGUCCAUAAACACACAA
Molecule: messenger RNA, 979 nt
Organism: Chelonus insularis
Lineage: Eukaryota; Metazoa; Arthropoda; Insecta; Hymenoptera; Braconidae
Gene: CytC
Product: cytochrome c
Exons: 3
Coding region: 169-495 (108 amino acids)
Biological process (GO): mitochondrial electron transport, cytochrome c to oxygen; mitochondrial electron transport, ubiquinol to cytochrome c
Cellular component (GO): mitochondrial intermembrane space
Molecular function (GO): heme binding; electron transfer activity
Source: RefSeq, a predicted model, not a curated record